UGAAACAUUUGUUUCCCAAAUGCUAAAAGGAGAAAAUCUAUCCAAGAAAGCAAAAGAAAAAAGGGAACUUCUUCUUAAGAAGAUAAAGGAUGUUAAGGCAAGUUACUCUCGGGAGUUCCCGGAGGAAGAACUGGAAGAUGAGGACAAGUCUGAGAACUCUCUUUCUUCACCUCUUGAUAGUAUCUCAAUAGCAUCUGACCGAUAUGAUAAAGAGGAUGAAGCACCUUCUGAUGGGAAUCAGUUUCCUCCUGUUGCAGCUCAGGAUCUUCAGUUUGUUCUGAAGGCUGGAUACUUGGAAAAACGUAGAAAAGAUCACAGUUUUCUUGGCUUUGAAUGGCAGAAGCGUUGGUGUGCUAUCAGUAAGACGAUCUUCUACUAUUAUGGAAGUGACAAAGACAAACAACAGAAAGGUGAAUUUGCCUUAGAGGGCUACACCAUCAGAAUGAAUAAUAGCCUUCGGAAGGAUGCAAAGAAAGAUUGCUGUUUUGAAAUCUCUGCUCCUGAUAAGCGCAUUUAUCAGUUUACAGCUGCCACUCCCAAAGAAGCAGAGGAAUGGGUACAGCAAGUCAAAUUUGUAAUUCAAGAUACAGGAUCUAAUACUAUUCCCGAGGAGGAGGAAGAGGAAUACGAUGAUGUUGGACAAGUGAACAGUGAACCGACAGAUGAUAGCAUUUAUGAAGAAGUUAAAGAACAGGUUCCUUCAAAGGCUGAAGUGCCAAGAAAAGAGAGCCAGGAGGAUGUUAGCACUGAUUCAGAUAGCGAAAAUAUCGAUUAUGCCAAUUUCUAUCUGGGUUUGUGGGACUGCACAGCAGAUGUACCUGAUGAGUUGACAUUUAAACGAGGUGACGUUAUCUACAUUCUCAGCAAGGAGUACGAUGAAUAUGGCUGGUGGGUAGGAGAAAUGAAGGGAACCGUUGGCUUGGUGCCUAAAGCCUACAUAAUGGAGAUGUAUGAUAUUUGAGAGGCCUGGAUACUUCUGCAGAGUCAAAUCUGGAUACCGUGGAAUUCUGAUACAAGUUGCGCAACAAAUCUUCAAUGCUACGUGGAUUAGUACCUGCGGUCUCGCUGUCAAAUCCAGAAUGUUGUGGCUGAAAACAUCGGUUGAAACAAAAAACUACGCUAAAAUACUACCACUUACGGACAAGGGGUUGGGCAAGUCAGAGUUAAUACUUUAAAUACUCUUGUUUUGGAGCCGUGCUUUGCCAUUAGCAUGCAAGAUCAACUUUUUUGAAGCUUUCCACACAGUUGAUUUGUGCGACCCUUAAUCUGCCAAGGAGGCUGAUCAGGCCAAUGUGCGAGUUGCUGAGCCUGUGCAGGUCCCUGUGUAGUUGCUUGUGCUGUUUACGCUUCAGGCGGACCCUGGGAACAGUGUGGGUUAAAAGGUAACGUUAGCCUGAACUCAGAAUUCGGAUCCUUUCAGUAAACUGAGAUGUUAUGCUUUGUGUUGGGUAAUGUAUGGUCCUUGCUGGUACACUGGAUUCUAAUAGACGUCAAACGGGGUACGGAGUUUUGUUUCAAUUUUUUAAAAAGAGAUAGUCAUUGAAAUGGAUUCUGUGCGUUAUCAGCAAAGCAUUAAAAUGAUAGAUUAUAGUCUU
Manacus vitellinus (golden-collared manakin) is the source of this 1595-nucleotide messenger RNA. It is a transcript of the gene SKAP2, whose product is annotated as src kinase associated phosphoprotein 2. Bases 20 to 961 code for a protein of 313 amino acids. Gene Ontology annotation, cellular component: plasma membrane; cytoplasm. Lineage: Eukaryota; Metazoa; Chordata; Aves; Passeriformes; Pipridae. The transcript has 12 exons. Gene Ontology annotation, molecular function: protein binding. The record is from RefSeq and is a predicted model, not a curated record.